CUUUGCACUUUAUAUUAUAAAUAGCUUUUCUAGAACAUAUGCUACAGUUAGGAGAUCUUAUUUCAUUCCAUUUUCCAAAGUUUUAUCAAGAAACACUAAAAAAGAACAUUCAGUUCUUCUUCUAUUCUCCAUAUAUAGUUGCAACAAGCCAUUUUCCUCAAUCCCCAUCUUCUUCUUCUUCUUCUUCUUCUUCUUCUUCUUCUUCUUCUUCUUCCUUUUUAGAUUGAUUUAUCCAAUGGGGAAAUUGCAAGAAAAUCAGGCUCUUCAUGUUGAUGGAGGAGCUCAAAAUAAUGGUUAUUUCAGAGGAAUCAUGGAAGAUUAUGAAGCUUCAAUGGAGUCUUCUUCAAUUGAGGAGCUUAGUUCUAUAAAUUCUGAAGAAUGUUCAUCUUUAGAAACGGUGGAAGAUGCAACUUCUUCAAUUUCAAAUUCUUCAUCUUCAGAUGGGCCUCUGUUUGAGCUAACAGAGCUAAUGGUUCAUCUUCCUAUAAAAAGAGGGUUGUCUAAAUAUUAUGAUGGUAAAUCUGAGUCUUUUACAUCUUUAGCAAGUGUAGAAAGAUUAGAAGAUUUGGCAAAAAGGGUUUCUCCAAUUAGAAAAAAGUUCAAAUCUUGCAAGAGUUUUGAAGGCCAGAAAUCCAUUAUUCCAAGAGCAGCCAUAGCCAAGAAAGCUUCAAGAUCAAGAGGAAAAAGUAGUUUGCUUUGUGGUUCAAGAUCUGCAAUCCCUGUGAAUGGUCACUAAUUAAUUAGAGGCUUAAUCUCAAUAAUUAUAGAAGAAGGAUUAAUGCCUGAAUUGUGGCACUAUUACUUUGCUAACCUUAAUUAAACUUGUAAAUUUGUCAAGGCUUAUCUUAUCUCCCUUUCUUAUUUUUCUAAGGAAUUUUGUUACAUAAUCUACAGUUUUAACCUUUAAUUGUAGAUUUUUUUUUUCUUAUUCUAAAUCAAUAGUUUUGUAAUCUUUGGUUAUUAAUUAUUCAAUACAAUAAUUACGUGCUUAAA
Molecule: messenger RNA, 993 nt
Organism: Benincasa hispida (wax gourd)
Lineage: Eukaryota; Viridiplantae; Streptophyta; Magnoliopsida; Cucurbitales; Cucurbitaceae
Product: protein OXIDATIVE STRESS 3 LIKE 1-like
Source: RefSeq, a predicted model, not a curated record